AGAACGCUUAAGUGGUUCCGUUUCCGCUCCGGCGAACGUACCAACACUAGCUUGGUCUUUAUUUCGACUGUGGAUUGUUUGCGCGCACUGCGAAAACAUGGCGUGCAAGAGUGCAGCGUACGACGCCUUGUCGGACAUUGACGAGAGCAUCGGGGAGAAAGAUGAUGGGGAAAAGGCUGUGUGUUUGCUCGUGCUCGGCAUGGCCGGUUCCGGAAAGACAACAUUCGUUCAGAGGUUGACGGCUCACCUUCACGCUGGCCAAUGUCCUCCCUAUCUCAUCAACCUGGACCCCGCCGUACAUGACAUUCCCUUCCCUGCAAACAUCGACAUCCGAGACACUGUCAACUAUAAGGAGGUGAUGAAGCAGUACGGCCUGGGACCCAACGGUGCCAUUGUCACUUCACUCAACCUCUUUGCCACGCGCUUCGAUCAGGUGAUGCAGUUUAUCGAGAAGAAGCAGCACAAUCACAGGUACGUCCUUAUUGAUACUCCGGGGCAGAUUGAAGUCUUCACGUGGUCUGCGUCCGGCAGCAUCAUCACCGAAGCUCUGGCGUCUUCCUUCCCCUGUGUGGUCGUCUAUGUCAUGGACACGUCUCGCAGUGUCAGUCCCGUCACCUUCAUGUCCAACAUGUUGUAUGCCUGUAGUAUUCUCUACAAGACCAAGCUACCCUUCAUUGUCGUUAUGAACAAAACAGACAUCAUUGAGGAAAGCUUCGCUGUGGAGUGGAUGAAUGACUUUGAGGCUUUCCAGGAUGCGUUGAGCCAGGAAAGCUCGUACGUGAGCAACUUGACACGCUCCAUGAGUCUGGUCCUGGAUGAGUUCUACUCCAACCUGAGGGUGGUGGGCGUGUCCUCCGUAACUGGCAGCGGAUUGGGUGAGCUGCUCGUCAAGGUGCAGGAUGCUGCUCAGGAGUAUGACAGGGACUAUCGACCAGAAUACGAACGACUCCGGAAGCAGCUGAUGGAGACUAAAAGCCAAAAGCAGCGAGAGCAGCUGGAGAGACUCAGCAAGGAUCUUGGCAGUGUCUGCAUGACACCGGCCUCCGUUACAGAAGAAGCCUCAAAUGUGGGUGGGCCCAGUGACCUCAUCAUGACUCGUGGCGAUCUCGACAACAUGGAGGCAGUGGAUAGCGACACAGACGACGUGGACCACAGCAAAGUGGAGGAGAGCAAAGAGAAGGACGCCUUCAGAAGUUUCCUGCAGGAGUCGAAAAUUGGAAGAGCAGCUUGAUGGAAGGAUCUUGACGUGAUGUCUUCAGGACAGCUGAAGCAAAACACAAACUUUCUUCGCUUAAGGAAGGCAAAACUACAUUUGUGUUUUUUUUGUUUUACCCUUUGGUCUUGUGGGCAGCGUUGUCGAUGGGUAUAGACAUAUAGACAUGCCUGCCUCCUACUUUUGAGGUCGGACUUUCUCUGGCCUUUUUGUGUGAACUUUGCACGGUUAUGGCUGUCCGCACUCAAGUGACUUCUCUCUCCCGCAUUCACGCCAGUGACACGUCGCCGUGGUAGCAGCCUUCUCUCACUGCUCAAAGUGUUGAAAUCAGGUGUACAUUAUUACCGUCAAUCUCUGUGUAACCAGUGUUGUUUUCUGGCUACUUAAUGGGAGAGGGCCAUUGCCAAACCUAACCCUAACCCCCAGCCACUGACCGCGUAACGGAUCUCAAAAUUCUCCCUUGGCCCGUGUUCUCCAUCUGUCCGCGUCAGAAUGACAUCCCAGCGAGCCGCUUGUGGAAAUGUCCCCUGCUCUUUGCAAGUGAUUUCAUUUUGCGUUUGCGCCUGUUUAUUGUUUCCCCCAUUAAACCUUUGAAAGUUC
Messenger RNA from Syngnathoides biaculeatus (alligator pipefish), 1813 nucleotides. It is a transcript of the gene gpn1, whose product is annotated as GPN-loop GTPase 1. The transcript is spliced from 13 exons. Gene Ontology annotation, molecular function: GTPase activity. The record is from RefSeq and is a predicted model, not a curated record. NCBI's taxonomy places the organism in Eukaryota, Metazoa, Chordata, Actinopteri, Syngnathiformes, Syngnathidae. Bases 98 to 1231 code for a protein of 377 amino acids.